This is a messenger RNA of Schistocerca americana (American grasshopper), 1056 nucleotides long. RefSeq lists its product as uncharacterized. The transcript is spliced from 4 exons. Lineage: Eukaryota; Metazoa; Arthropoda; Insecta; Orthoptera; Acrididae. The coding region runs from base 1 to 1056 and encodes 351 amino acids. The record is from RefSeq and is a predicted model, not a curated record.
AUGAGAGUGUGCAGUCAGCAAGGACCUAAUCCCAUCCACAGGGUCAAGGGUGUCUACAUCUAUGGACGUUAUCACUCAAGUCCUACUGCAUUUCCAAAAUAUGCAACAGGCUCAAGAGUUGAUGUUAGGGAUGCCUGCCAUCACCACCACACCACCAGAAAUCUCAGCACAGUUGUCUCGCAUCAAUUCAUUGGUGAAGGGACUUCAGAUGGACAACACACACCCAACCCCCCCCCCCACACCCACGCCCACGCCCGCGCGCACACCCACACCCACACCCACACGCACACGCACACCCACACCCACACGCACACCCACACCCACACCCACACGCACACCCACACCCACACGCACACCCACACCCACACCCACACGCACACCCACACCCACACGCACACCCACACCCACACGCACACCCACACCCACACGCACACCCACACCCACACGCACACGCACACCCACACCCACACCCACACGCACACCCACACGCACACCCACACGCACACCCACACGCACACCCACACGCACACCCACACGCACACCCACACGCACACCCACACGCACCCCCACACGCACCCCCACACGCACCCCCACACGCACCCCCACACGCACCCCCACACGCACCCCCACACGCACCCCCACACGCACCCCCACACGCACCCCCACACGCACCCCCACCCGCACGCCCACACGCACGCCCACGCCCACACCCACGCCCACACGCACGCCCACACGCACGCCCACACGCACGCCCACACGCACGCCCACCCGCACGCCCACCCGCACGCCCACCCGCACGCCCACGCCCACGCGCACGCCCACGCCCACGCGCACGCCCACGCGCACGCCCACGCCCACGCGCACGCCCACGCCCACGCGCACGCCCACGCCCACGCCCACGCCCACGCCCACGCCCACGCGCACGCGCACACGCACGCGCACGCGCACGCGCACGCGCACGCGCACGCGCACACGCGCACCCGGCUGCUAGCAGGCCACGUUGCAACAGUGUACUGUCAGUUGGUAGCUGGCAACUGGCAGGCGGCGUGGCAAUAG